UAACAGGAAGCAAAGCACUUCACCCACUUUUUUCGAACGUGCUUUUCUCCUUCUCUCUCCCUUAGCUUCCUCAGCCUCGGCCUUGUGUUCCGGAGGACAGGAGAGCAUAAGAUUCUCGCUCUCGGGAAUCUUGGAAGACUUUCUCGGAAACCAAACACGCUCUACGCCACUCUCUACUCAAGUUUCAGCCUUCUUCUGUGAGGUUCGCCGGAUCUGGAUCACAACAAGCCACGCCACCCGGACUGCUAGCCGGAUUCGGUGGCAGUCAUGGCGGAACCGACGGACAAUAGACGGAGCUCUUCGGGGAUUUCCGGAGAGGUUCCGGUGAGAAUCGAGGAAGAAACUGGCGGCGGAAGUAGCGGGAAUAGUGUAGAAUUGGAGAGUACAGCGGCCAGAGGCCACGGUGGCAGUAGCUCUACAGGAAUUUCUAGCGAGAGUUUGUCUAAAGGGAACACAUUACCGGUGGAGAUAUCAUCGAAGACUGAAAAAGUAGAAUCAAAUUCAGGUCCGCCUAAGCUGGAAAGAUCAAAAACUGACAGCACCAGACAUCAAAAUAUAUUGCCCAAAGACGCGGCAAGGAUUUUUGACGACAAAAUUUCGGUACACCAGAAGCUUAAGAUAUUAAACAGAAUAGCUACCGUGAAAGAUGAUGGGACCGUAGAAUUUGAAGUUCCAGGGGAUGUUGAACCUCAGUCUCUUGGUCGUGGGUACAAAGCUGCUCCAACUGAAGCUGCCGAUGAUGAACCUCUUGAUGAAGCAGAUCUUGAAUACAUACCCCCAAUGCAAAUAGUAAUGCUUAUUGUCGGAACGCGUGGAGAUGUGCAGCCAUUUAUUGCAAUUGGCAAACGUUUGCAGGACUAUGGCCAUCGUGUAAGACUAGCUACUCAUUCAAAUUUCAAAGAGUUUGUCUUGACUGCUGGUCUGGAGUUUUACCCUUUAGGCGGCGAUCCAAAAGUCCUUGCUGGUUAUAUGGUUAAAAAUAAAGGCUUCCUGCCAUCAGGGCCUUCUGAGAUUCCUAUUCAGCGUAAUCAAAUGAAGGAAAUUAUAUACUCCUUACUUCCAGCUUGCAAAGAGCCUGAUAUGGAUUCUGGCAUCUCGUUUAAAGCUGAUGCAAUCAUUGCAAAUCCCCCAGCAUAUGGGCAUACUCAUGUGGCGGAGGCACUAAAAAUACCUCUUCAUAUAUUUUUUACGAUGCCAUGGACGCCAACUAGUGAAUUUCCACAUCCUCUGUCCCGCGUCAAGCAAUCAACUGGAUAUAGGCUUUCAUACCAAAUUGUUGACUCCUUAAUUUGGCUUGGUAUACGAGACAUGAUUAAUGAUGUUCGGAAGAAAAAAUUGAAACUAAGACCUGUCACAUAUUUAAGUGGUUCACAAGGCUCUGAUUCUGAUGUGCCACAUGGAUAUAUAUGGAGUCCCCAUCUUGUUCCUAAACCAAAAGAUUGGGGACCUAAGGUUGAUGUGGUGGGAUUUUGCUUCCUUGAUCUUGCAUCAAAUUAUGAACCUCCAGAACUACUUGUGAAGUGGCUUGAAGCUGGUGACAAGCCUAUAUAUAUUGGUUUUGGUAGCCUGCCUGUUCAAGAGCCACAAAAAAUGACCCAAAUAAUUGUGGAAGCAUUGGAAAAGACAGGGCAAAGGGGCAUCAUCAACAAAGGCUGGGGUGGCCUUGGAAACUUGGCUGAACCAAAGGACUUCAUAUACUUAUUGGACAACUGCCCUCAUGACUGGCUGUUUUUACAAUGCAAGGCUGUGGUGCAUCAUGGAGGUGCUGGAACAACAGCUGCUGGUCUAAAAGCUGCAGUAAUUGUUUUAUAACCUAAUUUAUUGUUGAGUGCUUUCAGCUC
This is a messenger RNA of Prunus avium (sweet cherry), 1841 nucleotides long. The record is from RefSeq and is a predicted model, not a curated record. Lineage: Eukaryota; Viridiplantae; Streptophyta; Magnoliopsida; Rosales; Rosaceae.